AUGGCUACCACCGCACCAAAUCUGUCGUCCUCAAUACGCCGAUGUAACACGGAACAUCACAUUGUUGAGGAUCGUUACUAUUUGCAUCAUCAUGCUCCCGACCACUAUCACAAUCGCCGUUUGUAUACAAUCAGACAACAUAUGUCCACUAGUUCACUGUAUCAACUCAUGCAAAACCAUGCCUCGGACAAGGAUGCAUCUCGAACGGUCGUGACCGGCAAAUUCAAACAGCGACGACGUAAAGCAAGCAUGUCAAGCAGUCAAUUGACCGCGAUGGAACUCCCCGCCAAGCGGCCCACAGCGAUCGCACCCGCGCAUAUGAUCCGGUCGCAUGCGCUAAUCCCGGCCACCUGUUCGCGUUUGCGUUUGGCCUGUGAAACAUGUCAGCAUACCGUGCACAAACAUCAAUAUCUGUACUGUAGGAAUUGCCCAGUCGUUUGUCACGCACGCGAUACUUGUCUGAAUGACAUACCCCGGGAUUGUCCCGCGCAUGAUUUGGGCCUCGAAGGAUGGGGUGAAAGUGAGUGGAUUGAUUUUUGUGUGCUGUUGAUUUGUUUGUUUGUUUGUUUGUUCGAGAAAUUGAUCGGUAACCAUGAACGUAUUGUAGACCAAUUGGUUUAA
This is a messenger RNA of Echinostoma caproni, 621 nucleotides long. The record is from the annotation of a GenBank genome assembly. Lineage: Eukaryota; Metazoa; Platyhelminthes; Trematoda; Plagiorchiida; Echinostomatidae.